Messenger RNA from Camelina sativa (false flax), 380 nucleotides. RefSeq lists its product as uncharacterized. NCBI's taxonomy places the organism in Eukaryota, Viridiplantae, Streptophyta, Magnoliopsida, Brassicales, Brassicaceae. The record is from RefSeq and is a predicted model, not a curated record.
ACAAACAAACAAAAACAAAGAAGAUGUCGAGUAUGAUCAAGAUAACAAUGGUGAUGAUGGCUUUGGUACUAAUGGGCGUGAGAGCAAAAGCUGUGACUCAAUGUCAAGAAACAGAAUGCAAGUUCGACUGCGGAAACAUUCAUCAUAUGGCUUGGGCAAAUGGAAUGUACUGGAACCCAAAGAUGUGUUAUUUUGGUUGCUCUGGACGUUGUGGUAGAGACAUGAACUGUCGCCAACGUUGUAAGACAUGUUGUCAUUGGCGGUCCCCUGGUGCCUCUACAACUGUGAUUUGAGAUUCAUAUGUAUUUACACUUGUGGAACUUUUGGCAUAUCUUCAAUCUUGUUAUUUGACAUACUAAUAAAAGGAUCACUCUUUUUCA